This is a messenger RNA of Liolophura sinensis, 2235 nucleotides long. Its product is annotated as eukaryotic translation initiation factor 4H-like. Gene Ontology annotation, molecular function: RNA binding. The record is from RefSeq and is a predicted model, not a curated record. The transcript is spliced from 8 exons. Lineage: Eukaryota; Metazoa; Mollusca; Polyplacophora; Chitonida; Chitonidae. The coding region runs from base 2 to 901 and encodes 299 amino acids.
UAUGGCGGAUUCUUACGAUGAUCGGUACGGAGACCGGGGCUACGAUGAUCGCGGUUAUGGCGGAGAUGAUUAUGGUUAUAAUAGCAGCCGGGGCUAUGGCGGAGGUGGAGGAGGACGUAGCUACGGAAGAGAUCGCGGGGGCGGCGGUUACGGGGGACAGAGAGGACCCAAACCUCUCCCCACUGAACCUCCCUACACAGCUUACGUUGGGAAUCUGCCAAAUGGAAUUGUCCAAGGAGAUUUAGAACUAAUUUUCAAAGGUUUAAAGGUGAGAGGCGUCCGAAUUGUUAGAGAUAGAGAAACGGACAAGUUUAAAGGUUACUCAUAUGUUGAAUUUGAUGAUGUGGAAUCACUUAAGGAAGCUCUUACAUUUGAUGGAGCUCUGUUCGAGGAUAGAAACCUCCGUGUAGAUAUUGCUGAGAGUCGGUUUAAGGACAGAGGAGGCCGGGGACGGGGACGAGAUGAUCGAGGAGGCUAUCGAGGCGGUAGGGGUGGCCGGGGAGGGUAUGACUCGUAUAAUGACCGGGGUGGGGGAUGGCAAGCCGGUGGGAGAGAUGACCGAGGUUAUGACAGGCCAAGUCGGGGAGGCUACCGGGGUGGUCGUGACGGCUACCGAGACGGCCGGGAUGGUGGGAGGGGCUACGGUGGUUCCCGCCCCAGACGGGACAGUGGGGGAAGCAACCCACCAGAGUUCAGAGAACCCUCGCCUGAGUCCGUGGCAGCCAGGCCAAGAUUAAAACUCUUACCUCGCACAGUGAAGGCUCCUGUCAAUGCAAUCGCCCACACAACACGAAACGCUGACAUCUUUGGCACGGGAAAACCUCGUGAGAAGGGCGAUGAAGAAGAACCUGAGGAACAUCACAGCAAGUCCAGAACGACCAGCGAGGGGAGCAAUAACUGACGUCAAGGAGAUGGCAACUUAUAGCUCAGUUAUGGUCACACCCUUUGAGCCAAGAUACUUCUCCAAGAAGAAGCUACAGAAGACGACACCAUGGUUUGGCUAGAAACUGAUUCGAGCCCAGUGUGUACAUAGUAAUGGUUGUCUCCCCUUGUCGGACGUGACGAUUAGGGGAGCCUUCAAAAACUUUUCUGCAUUGAAGUCAUCUGUUUUCAUGAACAGUUUUAGUGGUUAUAAUGAGAUCGCAUUUUUGUGUUUUGGACAGAAAUUUUUAGUAGCUUGUUGCACUGUAAAGCAGACAUUGUGGAGAAGUGUUGCGACAACGGCAGAUAACGUCUUUUAUCACCCAAAUUGCCUCCACCUGACUAUGAGUACUCUGUAAUAAUUCAUAUUAUUGGUUCGUUGAAGGUGUCAUUUGUUUUUGUAUGUUUGAAAAUAAUCAAUCUAAUCAACUCAUUGUUUAAGAUUUACUUUAAGAGCAUGUGUGUGCUGUGGAUGAAGCAACCAGACGUCAUUGGUAGGAGAUGUACUUUUGGGAUGUUACUGGAGAGUGUAAUAUGCCUGAUUGACAUUUAUACCUGAUGUAUCCAGCAAAACAGGCUUCAUCUUGAAAACAAAAUGCGCCUGGCCUUGUCAGAAUGUCAACUGUUGAGGACACAUUAGUAGAUUUUGAUAGCCACUCGUGGCAAAGGUAGCUGUUUUAGUACUGUUAAUUGAGUGGCUCUCUCGGUUUGUCAUCGCUCUUCUUAUAUCCUCACCGCUCGCAAAGACAAGAACAUGGGGGCUGGCUGACACAAAAGAUGUGAGAUGGGAGAAGAGGUUUGGGAGACUUGUUGGUAACACAGCCAUGGUGACCAUGGUCACAAGUUCAACGCUUCAUCUUUGUUGUUAUAAACUCGACAAAAUAGUAUGAUGAAAUUUUUGGAAACAAAUUUUGCUCAGCAGCAUCACUUGACUCCACCUUUGAUUAUGAAGUCUUAAAUUUAUAGACCUAUGCAUAAGAUUUCAGAUAUGUAUUUGUUUGGGUUACAAGUGUAAGGUUUUAGUUAUUUGCAUUUAUUUUACGAAAUCUUACUGCAGAAUUAUUUCAGAAUAAUACUAACGCAGUUUAGUUGGAAAUGAUCAGGUCCAAAACCAGGAUGGCAUGUAUUAAAACUGAUCUGAUUGAUUUAUGUAGAUUGUGUCCCAGAUACAACUAAUACAAGAUACAACUCAGAGCAAGGCAUUUAUUUUAUUUAAAUUAUUUAGAGACAAUGAGUCAAUUUAUUAUUGACCUUUCGUGUACCUUAUAAAUUUGAAAAUUAAAAGAUGUAUCCGACUUGAGAAAUUUGUUGAAA